CACUCGCCGGCCUCGGUAAUGAGUUCACAACAACGGACAGCCAGCCAGCUCGAGUCAUACAGCAGAGUAUAAAGCCAGCAAAAGCCGGCAAGCUUCGUUUGUUUGCAAACUCUAAUGCACCGCCGAGUUUUCCCGUCGUGAUCAUCAUGCACCACCACACGACCUGGCUCCUGGCCCUAUCCGGCUUCGCGGCCCUCGCGUGUUGCGAAGGGCAGGGCCGUCGAUACUCGACGUGGAUGCUCGACAGCAUCAAGGAGCGAAAGCAGGGCGUCAUAUCCUCUGGCGCGGCAAGCAUCUUCUUCGAGACCGGCCUUCUCUCCAUCGCCAUCGAGGCCACCGUCAAGCAGUACCCGGAGCUGAAGGACCAGUACGCCCCUUACUUGGCGGACGUCCUCGACGUCGGCACUGCCAGCCUGACAAACUCCACGUACACGGCGACGCGGCCCUUGGACCGCUUCUCGAUCGCGAAUGCCAUCGACAAAAUCUCCGAGGCGGGUCUCGCGUCCGUCUCGGCCACGGUAUCAGUGGCAUCGGGCGCCAUUAACGAGUCUCUGGCGCUGCAGAUGAGGAACCCCGAGGGCGGGCUGUGGUAUUACGUCUACCCUCAGUGGAGCUACGCCGACGGCAUGUUCUCCGUGCUACCCUUCAUGGCGUCCCAGCCACGGCCCAACUACACCGACAUCAGCCUGCAAAUGACCCUGCUUUACGAGCACUGCCUCCAGGAGAACUCGUCGCUGACCGUGCACGGGUACGACUACUCGCGGACGGCCGUAUGGGCGGAUAAGGACACAGGCGCCAGCCCGUACGUUUGGAGUCGCGCCGUGGGUUGGUUCAUCGGCGGCCUGGUCCAGACUUGGGAGUCCCUCGACUGUGCCGCCGGCAAGUCCGAGGCGCAACCAGUCUGCAGGCAGGUUCGGCAGAUAGCGACCCAGCUCGCCACGUCGCUGGUCAGAUACGCCGAUCCGGAAACGGGGGUGUGGUGGCAGCUGACGACGUUUCCGGGACGCAGCGGCAACUACCUCGAGAGCUCCAGUACGGCCCUCUUUAUGUUUUCCAUGCUCAAAGGCGAGAGGCUCGGCCUGUUCGCGGACUCCGGGGUGGACUUCAAGAAGGCGGCGCUGAAGGCGUACGACUACACGAUCCGCAAUUUCGUCGUCGACACGGGCAACGGGACCGUUGGCUACGACAAGACGGUGGUGGUGUGCAGCCUCAACUCUACCGCGUCUUACGAAUAUUACACCCAGCAGCCAAUUUUGCCAAAUAGUCUGUUGGGGGAGUCUGCGUUCAUUCUGGCUUCCCUGGAGGUGGAGAGGUGCUGAUGCCGUUGGCACAGUUUUAAGAGGAGGAGCUAUGUGUGUAACAAUAUGACGUUGGUGUAAAGUCAUGUUGAAAAGUGGCAAUGAAGCCUCGCGACUAUAUUCAGGCAUUUGAGACUUCGCGGUACGCACGGAGAUUACGCAUUAGAUAAUGUUUACCACGGCGGGGACAGGAAGACAGAAAGAUUGCCUUAGUCGCCUCGGCCUGGUGAUAGCCAGUAUCUUCCAGACUGAGGUGCACCUUGGCGAGCGACUCGAAAGUGCUGAUAGAAAUAAGACACACGGACCUCAAACAUAGUAAUCGGCUCGAGAGACGAGCCUGAAUUUAGAAGACAUUUAGACUGGGGUACCUUCAUUAUGGUCGCAAAGGAUGAAUCCAACCUCCCAUCUACUCACCGACAAAAUGAUAAAGCCUGUAGCCGUUUUUUCAGGUCCUAGAAACCCGAAACGUUUCCUGUACUUAGUUAGAAUCCCCCUCUGUCUAUAGCGACUACAGCUUCCG
Molecule: messenger RNA, 1818 nt
Organism: Colletotrichum destructivum
Lineage: Eukaryota; Fungi; Ascomycota; Sordariomycetes; Glomerellales; Glomerellaceae
Product: Putative six-hairpin glycosidase superfamily, glycosyl hydrolase, family 88
Exons: 1
Coding region: 147-1319 (390 amino acids)
Biological process (GO): carbohydrate metabolic process
Source: RefSeq, a predicted model, not a curated record